This is a messenger RNA of Cephus cinctus (wheat stem sawfly), 2629 nucleotides long. RefSeq names its product alanine--glyoxylate aminotransferase 2, mitochondrial. Lineage: Eukaryota; Metazoa; Arthropoda; Insecta; Hymenoptera; Cephidae. Bases 255 to 1772 code for a protein of 505 amino acids. Gene Ontology annotation, cellular component: mitochondrion. Gene Ontology annotation, biological process: glyoxylate catabolic process. The record is from RefSeq and is a predicted model, not a curated record. Gene Ontology annotation, molecular function: pyridoxal phosphate binding; L-alanine:glyoxylate transaminase activity. The transcript is spliced from 8 exons.
CAAAUGCAAAAUCGCGCCGUGGUUCACUUCAGUAUCAUAUACGCAUUCGAACGAGUGAGACGUUUUCACGUAUUAUAGAAUAAAACAAACAACAUAUACUUGUGAUUCUCCUAUGAAUGUAAAAAUAUAAGUUGCACUUGGCACUAAACGUAAAAAAAAUAUUAGUUAAUUAAAGUGCCCCGAUCAAAUGACGCUCUAAUGAACAUUCUCCAAUCAUUCUACAUAAAUAAUUAUAUGUGUGCAACUGGAUAAACAUGAAGCCAACAAUACUAAAUACGUCCCUUUGGAAUCAGCUUCGAAAACUCUGCACUUCGUCAACUUUACCAGAAAUACCAUCUUGUCCGUACAAUGCACCUGCGUAUCAAGGAGCUGAAUAUGAACGCGUAAAGAAUUCGUACGCCAGUAACAUAUCACCGAGUGUAAGGCCAUUUUACAAAGAGCCUCUGCUGAUUCAUCAGGGUCGAAGUCAAUGGCUAUGGGAUCACAAGGGCAAAAGAUACCUUGACAUGUUUGGCGGGAUUGUAACAGUCUCCGUGGGCCAUUGCCACCCAAAACUGGUAGCUGCAGCUACUGAACAAAUGUCGAAACUCGGUCACACCACGUCGAUAUAUAUGCAUCCACGAAUUUGUGAAUAUACAGAGAAAUUGAUAGGAAAAAUGCCAAAGGAACUCGACGUAGUUUAUUUGGUUAAUAGUGGAUCCGAAGCUACGGAGUUGGCAUUCCUGAUGGCGAGACUGUAUACCGGCUCGCAGGACAUUAUUUCCCUUAAUAAUUGUUACCACGGCGGAAGCUACGCAUCCUCGGCUUCUACAGCUAUGUCUACCUGGAGGUUUCCUGUUUGUAAACCGCCAGGUCAUAUACACGUAAUGAAUCCUGACGUAUACAGAGGUCGUUGGGGAGGAUCGCACUGUAGAGACAGUCCUGUGUCACCUGGUGGAAGAAAGUGCGACUGUACCGAUGACUAUUGUUUAGCGGCAGAUAAGUAUUUCGCUGAAUUCGAAGAGACCUUCCGGUUUGAAUUACCCAACGAUGGUUCGGUUGCAGCCUUCAUUGCUGAGAGUAUACAAGGAAUAGGUGGCGCAGUUCAGUAUCCAAAAACAUACUUGAAAAAAGUCUAUGACCUUAUUCACAAAAAUGGCGGUUUGUGCAUCAUUGACGAAGUGCAAACUGGUUUUGGCAGAACAGGAGAACAUUUUUGGGGUUUCCAAGGACACGGUGUGCAACCGGAUAUCGUGACCAUGGCUAAAGGAAUUGGGAAUGGCUUCCCUAUGGGAGCUGUCGUGACUACUAGUGAAAUAGCACAGCAUCUCAACAAAGCAUUGCAUUUCAAUACGUUUGGUGGAAAUCCUGUGGCCUGCGCUGUGGGAUCCACCGUACUUGAUAUCAUAGAGGAAGAAGGCCUUCAGCAAAACUCAUGGAAAGUGGGAACGCAUUUGUUACACCGUCUCAGCGCCCUGAGACUUGAUCAUCCUACGGUGAUUGGCGAUGUCCGUGGAAAGGGAUUGAUGAUUGGCGUGGAGUUGAUCAGCGAUCCUGAAACUAGGAAGCCUCUACCGCACGAACAGAUGAUGGAGAUAUUUGAGGAUAUUAAAAAUAUGGGUGUACUAUUGGGAAAAGGUGGAUUGGAUACUAAUGUUUUGAGAAUAAAACCGCCCAUGUGCGUGACUAUAGCAGAUGCGGACUUUACUGUGGAGGUUAUCAAAAGAGCCAUAGAGAUUCAUCAAGAUAAGUAUUUAACUGACAAGGAAUCUGUGUUUUGCAGUGCAAUUUAACAACGUGAUAGUCACAUUAGAUUGGGCUAUUAUUUUGAAAAGAUGUUUUACUACGUAUAAAAUUGUUCUGUGGCUUAUUGUGUCAUAGAUGCUUACGGGCAAUGUAUAGAAAUCUCAUAGAUAAUUGAUUAACACUAUUGCAGCUAAAUGUUAAGCGUUAGAAUAUUACGUUGGACUUGUGGAAUUAAAAAUCAAAGUCCAUUAGUAAGUUUCCUAUUUGACAUACCUGAUAUGAUUUAUACAUUUUUAUACGUUUAUACGCUGUGCUAGAUUGUAACUAUAAUUGGGCGGUGCAUUCAAUUCCACUUCAAAGAGGAUAUUAAUGUAAAAGAAACACGAAUGUGCAAUUGAAGUCGCAAUCCAAUUUUCGACAGUACCUUCAUCAUAUGAAGUGGAAUAAAUUUAAUUAUUAUAUAAUAACGGAAACAAUAGAAAAGAAUAUAUUGUAGAAAACGAAAUAACAUAUACAGUACUAUUUGUUAAAAAUAUUUUAUUAACGAUUACUUUUUUUUUAUAAAUGCAUUUACGACAUAUACCAAUAUAAUGUAGAUGAAAUUGAAAAUUGCAUUUGCUAAAAAUUCAAUGCAAAAUUUCUCAUUUUGCCUUAUCUCAGAAGAUAAUAAGAAUGAGAUUAAUUCCAAAGCUUUCCAAUAACAAUUAUAAAACUUCCUUGCCAAAUGGGUAAAAGUAUAAGGUCGCAUCUGCUUAAUAACAUAAAUAUAUUUGAUCGUGUGUAUAUAUAUACACAUAUGGUAUAUAGAUAUAUUGUGUAAAUAUACAUUAUAUCAUUAUAAUACCGCUUAAGAGGAAGUCUGUACAUAAUCGAUUACAAUUAUGAGAUUUUAUUCUGAACCUAA